AUCUGAUGAGGAACAACACGAUAUAUUUUAUGAUGAUGAGGGUCAGAAUGGCUCCUCCUCUUCUUCUGGUCUUUCUGCUCAUGAUUCACGGGGUUUCUGGUGAUGAUAAUGGUUGGAGUGUGAGUUACAGUCCUCCACACAUCUGUGCACUAAAGUACUCAACAGUGAUAAUGAACUGCACUUAUACAUACCCUACUGGAUAUAAGAUCGAGAAAGUGUUCUGGACUAAAACACUGGUAAUGGAUAAUGAAGAGCCUCCAGAUCUGUCUAAUGACCCUGAAUACAGUCAGAGGCUUCAGUAUCUGGGAGAUAAACAGCAGAACUGCACCGUCAGACUGAGUCAUGUGACACUGAAGGAUUCACACAUGUACUAUUUCAGAUUCAAAACUGAUAGACCUAAUGGAAAAUGGAUUGGUAAAUCAGGAGUGAAUCUUACUGUCACAGGUGACUUUGAUCUUCAGGUGGAGUCUCCUGAGAGAGUGACAGAGGGAGAUUCAGUCAGUCUGACAUGUAAAAGCAGCUGCGCUCUGACUGACAGAGCAACAUUCAUCUGGUACAGAAACUCACAGCCAUUAACUGAGAGAAGAGACAGAAACAAUGAAACGAUUGUAGGAUCUGGAAGAAUCUUCAUCAUCUCAAAGAUCAGAUCUGAUGACAGUGGAGAAUACAAGUGCAAGUCCAUCAAUGAACAUGGAGAGAAAUACUCUGAUACUGUGACUUUAAACGUCAUGUAUCCUCCCAGAAACGUCUCAGUGUUGAUAAAUGGAUCUGGUGUAAUAGUGGAGGGAGAUUCAGUGACUCUGAUCUGCAUCAGUGACUCAAAUCCUCCUGCUGUGAACUUCAGCUGGUUUAAAGGAGGAACGAUUGUAGGAUCUGGAAGAAUCUUCAUCAUCUCAAAGAUCAGAUCUGAUGACAGUGGAGAAUACAAGUGCAAGUCCAUCAAUGAACAUGGAGAGAAAUACUCUGAUACUGUGACUUUAAACAUCAUGUAUCCUCCCAGGAGCGUCUCAGUGUCCAUCAUUCAGUCUGGUCAGAUCUGGGCAGGAGAUUCAGUGACUCUGAAGUGCAUCAGUGACUCAAAUCCUCCUGCUGUGAACUUCAGCUGGUUUAAGGAGAAUGAAACCUCAGCUGUUGGAUCUGGACAGAGUUUCAGUGCACUACAGAGUGGACGCUUCUACUGUCAGGCUCACAAUCAACAUGGAUCUCAGAGAUCAGACGCUGUAACUGUCACAGUUCAUCAUGUUGCUGGUAGGAAUGUGAUUGUGAUCACAGCGACAUCUGGAGGAGUAUUCAUCAUCAUCAUCAUCAUCCUGAUUAUACUAAAGAAACGAAGGAGUGUUAAAGUUGAAGAUCACAGAGUGAAAGAGAUCUCUGAUCCCAAUGAAGACACAUAUACAGCUCUUGACCUCAAGUCCACGACCUCUGACCUGUACGACACACUCGCAACCGUUGAUCGCAGACGUCCUGAAGACUCCUGAAGACUCUUGAUCCUCAACAUGAGAAUCCAUCAAUCAACAGGAAGAAGCUGCAGAGAGAGGCGGAGCACAAAUGAACCAAUCCUGAGCUCUGUGGGCGGAGCCUAAGAUGAUUGAUUUUAUUCUGAUCUACUGAACAAAAUCAUAAUUAUGCGCAUUCACAAUGGAAAAUGUAUCAGCUUUUUUUUUGCUCUCAGAGUGCUCAAUAUUAUAAGCUUCUGUCAUUAUAUGUUCCUGUAACUCUCCCUUUAAAUGUUCAAUUGUAUCUGUGAUCAUCUCAUAUUUGCUUUUACUAACCUUAUGAGCGCAUCGAUACUGUAGUGUUGAUAUAGCGAUACUCACAAGCUACUUUUUUGGUAUUGAUUGUAUUAAAAAAUAUAAAUAAUUAUAAUUAUAUUACAAAACACGAGUUUCUGCAUUAAUUUUAUUUGUUUUCAAUACUUUUUCAUGUUAAUGAAUGUGAUUUACCUUUAAAGUCAUCAUG
This is a messenger RNA of Pimephales promelas (fathead minnow), 1959 nucleotides long. Lineage: Eukaryota; Metazoa; Chordata; Actinopteri; Cypriniformes; Leuciscidae. The record is from RefSeq and is a predicted model, not a curated record.